GUUGCAUGUGUAUCUCAGACGCCCAGUGCCACAACUUCAACUCACGGGAUCGACUCCUGGCAAACAGAUACAGCCGUGGUGAAGGAUGCUGUCUCCCUGGGAAACGUCACCUCCAUUCCAUGGCCCACCGUUCUGGAUCAGGCUAGGGUUACCCAGGGCCACCGACUUUGCAAUGGCCGAGCUGAGGAGAGGUGGGUAGCUGGAAGGAUUACGGCCAAGCGAGUGAGCGAGUGAGAGCACAGCCACCGAGGCCAUUACGGGCUCAGAGGUGCUGAAGAAUGUUCCGGUGAAAAGGCCACGCAGGUGAAAGCUGCGUUUGAUCAAUGGGAGAGGCGCGUGUCAGCACUGGUGAGACCCUGGCCGCCGGUGCCGGCGGGAGAAAGACAGAGGAAAGGGAAUGGAGAAGAAGAAGAAGAAAAGAAAAGAAAAGAAAAGAGAGAGGACUUAGGUGAGCCCUGACACGAAGCAGGAGGUCUGCCACGACGGCUCACCUUUGAGCUGCUGCUGAGGUCAUUGAUUACGGGACGACACGGCCUUCACAGGGGGCCUGUGUGAGCAUCACCCUAUAGUUUGGGUCGUGGACGUGGCCAACAUGGCGGCUGGAAACACACAUGUGGUGUCAGAUGCAGCUGACGCUCGCAGAGCCAGACUGCUGAGGGCUCUGCGGGUUCAAGAGGUCAGAAAGCAGUGCAGCAGAGUCGGGCCGGACGGUGGGGUUUCGGCCGUGUUGUUUGGACUUCAUAAGUGUUGAGACCGUGGCCGCGCCACGGCGGAGCGGUUUCUGAGAUGAAGCGUCUGUGCGAGCAGCUCUGACAGCUCCAAUGAAGAGCAGAGGCAUCCCCGUACAAUGAGGAAAAGGCUCUCUGUGACGUUUAUAAGCAGCCUCUGAGCAGCACGUAACAUUUCCUCGAGCAGCUCGUCCAGCGCCGGAGGCCAACAAACAUGGACUGUUUUCCCAUGCUUUAUUUUCUGUCGAGACAUCAUGAUUCCUGGUAAUCGAAUGCUGAUGGUCAUUUUGCUAUGCCACGUCCUGCUGGGGGAGAGAAGCCAUGCCAGUCUGAUACCCGAGGAAGGGAAGAGUCGCGCGCCAACCGGCCUGCCUGCCGCCGCCCACCGCCAGAGCCAUGAGCUGCUCCGCGACUUCGAGACCACGCUGCUGCACAUGUUCGGCCUGCAGAGGCGCCCGCGGCCCAGCCGCUCCGCCGUCGUGCCCCAGUACUUGCUGGACCUCUACCGCCUGCAGUCCGGCGAGGCCGAGGAGGCCGGGGCCGCCUCCGCCACUGCAGGGCCGCACGACGCCGGCUUCGAGUACCCCGAGAGGUCGACUAGCCGCGCCAACACUGUGAGAGGCUUCCACCACGAAGAGCACCUGGAGCAGCUGCCACUGGAGGGCUCAGCGGCCGGGGAGUCGUCGUCGCCGUCGUUCCGCUUCCUCUUCAACCUGAGCAGCAUCCCCGAGGAGGAGCUGCUGUCCACGGCCGAGCUGCGCAUCUACCGGGAGCGCGUCGACGAGGAGGAGGAGGAGACGGGAGGCGACGAGGACCUGCAUCGCAUCAACGUGUACGAGAUCCUCAAGGCGCCGCACGCGAGCCAGCUCAUCACGCGGCUGCUGGACACGCGGCUGGUGCGGCACAACUCCACGCGCUGGGAGAGCUUCGACGUGAGCCCCGCCGUGCUGCGGUGGACGCGCGAGCGCCUGCCCAACCACGGGCUGGCCGUGGAGGUGCUGCACGUCGGCGGCGCGUCGUCGCCCCACCAGGGGCGCCACGUGCGCGUCAGCCGCUCGUUGCACCAGAAGCCCGGCGAGGACUGGGGUCAGCUGCGCCCCCUGCUGGUCACGUUCGGCCACGACGGGAAAGGCCAUCCGCUGACGCGCCGCGCCAAACGGAGCCCCAAGCAGCGCGGGCGCAAGCGCAACCGGAACUGCCGGAGGCACGCGCUCUACGUGGACUUCAGUGACGUGAAUUGGAAUGACUGGAUAGUGGCGCCCCCUGGCUACCAGGCGUACUACUGCCACGGGGACUGCCCCUUCCCCCUGGCAGACCACCUGAACUCCACCAAUCACGCCAUUGUGCAGACGCUGGUGAACUCGGUCAACACCAACAUCCCCAAGGCCUGUUGCGUGCCCACGGAGCUCAGCGCCAUCUCCAUGCUCUAUCUGGACGAGCACGACAAGGUGGUGCUCAAAAACUACCAGGAGAUGGUGGUUGAGGGGUGUGGCUGUCGUUGACGACGGAGAGAGUGGUUGGCACCAAGGCAUCGACACAAACUGCUCCCCCCCCCCCCCCUCACUCCCCUCUCUACACACACACAGACACACGCACACACUCUCAAGGCCUGAUUUUACACCAAAAUAUCUUCACUCGGACCCCUUAUUUAUAACGUGUAUGUUGAGAUGUAUGUUUGUCUCAUCCUUUUUUUUUGUUUUUCUCAACCAUAUGAUCAUAUAUUUUGACAAAAUAUAUAUAUUUAUAUCUACAUAUAAAAAAAAAUAAAAUGAGUCCUUAUUUUAAACACAAAUGAAAAAAAAAACUGUACAACUUUUCAUAAUGUAUAUUAGAUUGUAUACGUUUUUUUAAUGAGAAAAUAGUUAAAAAGCAGAAAAAAAGAGCAAAGUAAAGUUUAUUUACUGGUAAUAUUUAUUGCUUUCAUAUUAUACACAUUUACAAGGGAAGAGGAUUACUUAACGUAAACGUCCCUUCAACAUUUCAUCUCAGCCUGAAAAGUCUCCAGAAGCAGCAUUUGUGUACUUAAAUUAGAGCACUGUGUGAGGUUAUCAAAAUAUAGCCUAACUAUAUAUUUUAAAUCAGUGGAAGUAAUCUGAAAUGUAUAUUGUUUUUAAUUCACAUUUUUACAUUGCCCCCUAGUCAUUCUUAGACCUCCUUUGAAAAAUUGGUCAUUGAUGUUUUCAUUUAUAGAAAAUUGUAAGACAAAAAACACAUGAGUUUCAAUGAAAUAAAAGAUCACGAGGCCCAUAACUGUAUUAGUUAGGCUAUGUGGUUUUGGACUGAUGUUUUUUUACAAAACAUAAUCUUGGGUUUUUAAGUGUACACAAAUAAGUUUUGGAAUUUUUGAUAGCACCGGUUAAUAUUCUACUUUUUGUCCCACUUAAAUAAAAAAAAUGUUCAGUUUGACACAA
Messenger RNA from Clupea harengus (Atlantic herring), 3139 nucleotides. It is a transcript of the gene bmp4, whose product is annotated as bone morphogenetic protein 4. The record is from RefSeq and is a predicted model, not a curated record. Gene Ontology annotation, cellular component: extracellular region. Gene Ontology annotation, molecular function: cytokine activity; growth factor activity. Bases 983 to 2230 code for a protein of 415 amino acids. NCBI's taxonomy places the organism in Eukaryota, Metazoa, Chordata, Actinopteri, Clupeiformes, Clupeidae. The transcript is spliced from 8 exons.